This is a messenger RNA of Scaptodrosophila lebanonensis, 832 nucleotides long. Its product is annotated as calcyclin-binding protein-like. Gene Ontology annotation, molecular function: S100 protein binding; tubulin binding; ubiquitin protein ligase binding. The coding region runs from base 36 to 692 and encodes 218 amino acids. The transcript has 3 exons. The record is from RefSeq and is a predicted model, not a curated record. NCBI's taxonomy places the organism in Eukaryota, Metazoa, Arthropoda, Insecta, Diptera, Drosophilidae. Gene Ontology annotation, cellular component: nucleus. Gene Ontology annotation, biological process: heart development.
GUGAACAAGAAAAUAUAGUAUUCAAUAUUUUCAAGAUGUCGCUUGAAGAGUUGAAGGCCGAACUGGCCGAGUUCGACAAGUUCUUGAAGCUGGCCCGUUGUGCGGGUGUUAAGAAUAUUCUCGGCCAGGCUAAGAUGGAAACUGAGCGCAAAAUAGUAGACUUGGAGAUAGAAGAGAGCAACGCUGCUGCUGCUGCGGACAGCAAUAGCAAAAGAUAUCUACAUGAACUCACCGAUUAUGGUUGGGAUCAGAGCGACAAGUUCAUCAAAAUGUUUAUCACGCUAAAUGGCGUACAGAGGUGUCCAGAGAAUGCUGUCACCUUACACUAUAGUGGAUCGUCCUUACAGUUGCUCGUGCGUAAUCUCAAAGGAAAGGAUUACAGCCUGACUGUCAACAAUUUGCUCCAUUCUAUCGAUAUUGAGAAGAGCUAUCGCAAACUAAAGACCGAUUUGGUGGCCAUUUACCUGAAGAAGGUCGAGGAGGGCGUCCACUGGGAUGUGCUUACUGUAAUGCAGAAGCGGACAAAUAAAAUGAAGGACAUCAAGAUAGACGAGAAACAGAUGAGUCCUGAGUACGCUCUGGCCAAAAUUAUGAAGAAAUUGUAUACUGAUGGUGAUCAGAGGACCAAGCAAAUGGUUGAGAAGGCUUGGACUGACAGCCAAAAGGCUCGUCUACAGAAUGUUUUAAUGUGAAACCCCCACACACAACCCCACUCCUCUACAUUAGCAGCAUUUAAAAACAUACUUGACAUUGUUUUGCGUUCUAUAUAGCCAAGCUCCGAUUUCAAUACCUGACAACUUCAAAUAAAGCAGAGCAAAUAUAAGAAAAUUAA